AGUAGUGAAGGUGUGGCCCGAGGUCAGCCCCGCCUCAUCCUCUCCCGGCGGAAGUUUCGGGGAAGCUACCGGAAGUCUUCGUGAGUGGGGCGGGGCCUGUGCAGCGGCACGGUGGGAUCGGUAUGGCUACCGAGGGCGAUGUGGAACUGGAGUUGGAGACGGAGACCAGCGGCCCGGAGCGGCCUCCCGAGAAGCCACGGAAGCAUGACAGCGGUGCAGCGGACCUGGAGAGAGUCACCGACUAUGCGGAGGAGAAGGAGAUCCAGAGUUCCAAUCUGGAGACGGCCAUGUCCGUGAUUGGAGAUAGACGGUCCCGGGAGCAGAAAGCCAAACAGGAGCGGGAGAAGGAACUGGCCAAAGUCACCAUUAAGAAGGAAGAUCUGGAGCUCAUAAUGACAGAGAUGGAGAUCUCAAGAGCAGCUGCAGAACGGAGCUUAAGGGAACACAUGGGCAACGUGGUAGAGGCUCUUAUUGCCCUGACCAACUGAUUUGUGCUUUUUCAGACCCACUCAUUGGAUUAUUUUAUUUCAAUAAAGAUGUAGCCUUUUUUUUCCUCUU
Molecule: messenger RNA, 558 nt
Organism: Mustela erminea (ermine)
Lineage: Eukaryota; Metazoa; Chordata; Mammalia; Carnivora; Mustelidae
Gene: HYPK
Product: huntingtin interacting protein K
Exons: 4
Coding region: 123-488 (121 amino acids)
Biological process (GO): protein stabilization; negative regulation of apoptotic process
Source: RefSeq, a predicted model, not a curated record